This is a messenger RNA of Botrytis byssoidea, 2145 nucleotides long. RefSeq lists its product as uncharacterized. Gene Ontology annotation, biological process: regulation of translation. The record is from RefSeq and is a predicted model, not a curated record. Gene Ontology annotation, molecular function: mRNA binding. Lineage: Eukaryota; Fungi; Ascomycota; Leotiomycetes; Helotiales; Sclerotiniaceae. Bases 1 to 2145 code for a protein of 714 amino acids. Gene Ontology annotation, cellular component: nucleolus. The transcript has 2 exons.
AUGGCUCCAGUAACAACAUCGAAGACAAUGGUGACAGGUGUGAAGAGAAAGUCGGCACCUGCGAAAGACGUUCAUGUGAAGGAGAAUAAAAAAGCGAAAAUUGAUUCGGGGAAAAAGGGAAAGGACUCAAAAUCUAAGCCUGUAAAGAAGGUCGAAUCUGAGAGUGAAGAGGAAUCGGACUCUGAUGAUGGAGGAGCUGCUUUGGACUCUACUUCUGCGGAUAGCGAGGAUGGAGAUACGGAAAUGAAAGACAUAGAAGGCUUACAUCCAGACAGAGUUAAGGCUGUUGCCGCAAACAGUCAAUCAUCGAAAGAGGCACAUGCGAAACAAAAACAAUUGGCAAAUGAGAGAAAGGCGGCAAAACCAUUAGCAGAUCAAUUGGCACGCACGAAGAAGAUUUGGGAACGUUUACGCCGAAAGUCGCAUGUCCCAAAGGAGGAGAGAAAACAAUUAGUCGAGGAACUUUUCGAGCUCAUCACUGGCAGAAUCAAGGACUUUGUUCUUAAGCAUGACAGUGUAAGAGUUGUCCAAACCGCAAUCAAAUAUUCCAACCCAGAGCAAAAACGAUUGAUCGCAAAGGAGCUUGCGGGAACAUAUCGUCAAUUAGCAGAGAGUAGAUACGCCAAGUUCUUGAUUGGAAAACUGUUGGUUCAGGGAGAUGAUCAAAUUAGAGAUCUUAUUGUUCCUGAGUUUUAUGGACAUGUUCGUCGACUUAUCAAGCACCCUGAAGCUGGAUGGAUUCUCGAUGAUAUCUACCGUGGAGUCGCUACCAAGCAACAGAGAGCUAUUAUUCUUCGAGAAUGGUAUGGCGCUGAAUUCGCCGUUAUGGAGAGAGAUACCUCUACAUUCUUGACUGGAGAGCUCUCAGAGAUUUUGGCUGCUGAACCUGGAAAGCGAGCACCUAUCAUGCGAUAUCUACAAGAAAUGAUCAACCAUCUCUUACAGAAGAAAACCAACGGUUUCACUCUCCUUCACGAUGCUAUGUUGCAAUACUUCCUCAAUGCUAAGCCAGGUACUGAGGAGAUCACCGACUUUAUCGAGUUAUUGAAGGGAGAUGAGGAAGGCGAUUUGAUGAAGAACUUGGCAUUCACUAAGUCUGGAGCAAGAGUCGUUUGUCUUGCUUUAGCAUAUGGAGGUGCCAAGGACCGUAAACAUAUCCUCAAGAUGUACAAGGAUACAUUACAAUUGAUGGCAGGAGAUCCAAAUGGACAUAUCGUCAUCCUCACCGCAUACGAAGUCAUUGAUGAUACCGUCUUGACUGCGAAGUCUAUUUUCCCAGAAUUGCUUAGCAAGGACGAAGAGAAGCAAGUCGAAAACAUUGCAUUCUCCGCUAACGACCUCAACGCCCGUACUACACUUCUUUACCUUUUCCAAGGUCGCUCAAAAUCUCUGUUCCCAGCAAGCCAUAACUCCGAUCUCGAAAUACUCGCUGAAGUUGAUACAAUCAAAACUACUACCUCUAAGAAAGAUCCAGAAAUCCGUCGCCAAGAAUUAGUCAAGUCUCUCUCUCCCUACCUCCUCAAGGCUAUCGCCUCUGCAGCUAGAGAACUCAUCGCCACAUCUUUCGGUUGUCAAUUCGUAACUGAGGUUCUCUUUGGCGCCGAAGGUGAUAAAUCAGCAGCUCUUGAAGCACUCGCCGAAGCUGUAUCUGGAGACCCAACAUAUAUUCAACCUCCUGUCGAGGAAGGUGCAAUGAGUACAGAACCUCCUUCCCAUAUCGCAAGCACACCUUUCGGUGGAAAGAUGAUUAAAGCUCUUAUUGCAGGCGGUCGUUAUGACCCAGCUACUAAGUCCGUUGUGCCAAUCGUACCAGCAUUGAACUUUGCGGAUAUCUUAUAUCCCCAUAUUAAGGAGUUCAUUGUCGAAUGGGCCACUGGAUCCAGUUCUUUCGUGGUAGUUGCAUUAUUAGAAUCCGAAUCCUUUGGAAAGAAGGACGAAGUUAAGAAAGUUUUGAUUAAAAACAAAAAGAAGUUGGAGAAAGCGGCAAAGGAAGAGACUGCGGAACAGAAGAGUAAGAGAGAAGAGUUCGAGGCAAAGGAAAAGGACAAGAAGGCCAGUGGAAAGGGUGCUGCAAAGAAGGCAAAGGGUGGAAAGGAAAAGAUGGUGGGUAAUAUGGGCUCGAGUUUGAUCUUGAGCAUGAUCUAG